Messenger RNA from Drosophila biarmipes, 2388 nucleotides. RefSeq lists its product as uncharacterized. Gene Ontology annotation, cellular component: ciliary basal body; axoneme. NCBI's taxonomy places the organism in Eukaryota, Metazoa, Arthropoda, Insecta, Diptera, Drosophilidae. Gene Ontology annotation, biological process: cilium assembly. Bases 150 to 2339 code for a protein of 729 amino acids. The transcript is spliced from 3 exons. The record is from RefSeq and is a predicted model, not a curated record.
UGAGUUAGUUGUCACAAUCCAAACAACUCCGAAAACACAAAACACCCAAAAGAUAACACUAAAAAUACACAAAAAUCAACCAAAAAAACUUAAAAAUUUAAAUAAGCAAUAAAAAAUAAAAAAACAAAAGGUUCACCAAAGCACUCACCAUGUCCAAAAACCCCGAGUCCACGGAGGAAGCCUUGCAAGCCGCCAAGACCUCCAUGGAUGCCACAGACCAGUUGCAGGCUAACAAAUCUCCUGAGUCAGAGGUGGUACCUGAGGAUACCCCUAAGCUGGAGGAGGAUAUCCAACCAAUGUUUGGGGAACCCGUUUUACAGGAGGAGCUUGACCCAACUCCAGUUUUGGAGGCUACGGGGGAGGGCAAAGAUGCUGCGAUCACCGAGGACUUAACUAAACAAGCAUCUGGACAAGACGUAGGGCCAACGGCAGCGGAAGGUACAGAUGAACUUUCGCCAGAAGAAAAAAAGCUGAAACUGAAAAAGGAGCGAAAAGAACGCUUAAAAGACUUGGCCAGCACCCGCUUUACGUUGUCGGAAGUCCCCAUGCGAACAAUAAGUUUUACUGCGGAAAACACAGAAGAUAUGAGGGAAGUUUUGGUGGAGGGGGAGGAGGAAGAGAAACAAGAGAUCAUGGUUAACUUUGAUGAGCCCUUGGAUGAUGACUUGGAAACGGCGUCGACAGCAACAACGGACGAGUCUGAAGAGGACCUUUUCAAGAAGAUCCAGGGCCACAGAAUGGUGGACCUUUUUCCGGCAGGCUUUUCAAGUGCACCCGUUGAUAAAAGUAUUUUCUACAAGGAUCCCAAGUAUGACGAUUCGGAGGAUGCGAUGAGUAUCGCUGCCAUUAGCAUGAUAUCUAUGAGAACGUUGAAGCCGGCAGAUCCCGAUUCCGUCCAGUUGAAGAGCAACUUUCUGAGGGAUUUCGAUGUGCCCAGUCUGUCGGACAUAUCGGAGGAGCACGAGCUGAGUGCGCAGGUUUCGCGAGCGAUGUCUGCGGCUAGCGUCCACCCUGAGCAGGGCUUCUUCGUCGAUCCCACAUCGAGACUGAGCUCCCGCAGCAGCUCGUCAUCCGAAUCGUUAUUGGAUUUGGACCACGAACAGCACGAUGACAAGGAGGCUCCUGACAGUCAGGACGACUCCUUCGAUAUCUCCGACAUACCUGAAUUCGCCGAACUUCCUGAAUCUUCUAUCCCAAAACCGAAGGGCGUUACUUUGGAUGACUUCAGCGCCUUGAACAAAGUGGAGUUCGAUGAACGCUUCGAAGAAGAGGAUUUUGGCAUUUUGCAUGCCCGUACGGUCAAGAAUGUGGUCCGGGAAUUAAUUCUCGAUCUCAUCGAGGAGACUGCCAAUAAGUCGGACUACCAAAACCAGGAGACCGUGCUUCGGGCGAAAUAUGACAAGAAGAAGCUCUUGGACGGUAUCCAAAACAUAAUUGAUACCUAUAUGAUUGAAAAAUACACCAACGAAAUGAUGUCCAACCGUCUCACCGAAUAUUACAAACGUAACCGAAACGCCCGUGUCUUCGCCCCCCUUUCGGCGGAAAACGAAAAGCGGUACCAAGCCCGCUACUUUCACGCACUGGCCUUGCUCGACAGUCUUAAGGAACGGGUGAACGUGGCCAAGCACAAGCACGCCGUCCAGAUGAACAGGGUGAUCCUGGAUCUCCACUCCGCCCAGAGCGUUGCCUCGAUCACGGAGGAACGACUGGAGCACCUUUUCCACAAAUACCUGGUUCGACCGGAUUCGGAUCACCUGCGUCGCCUUGUGGAUCGCGAGCUGAGGCUCAUGUCCGUCAAGCGGAACGAGAUUAGCGACAGCAGGCUCUUCCUGAUCACAAGAAAACACACAUUGGCCAACAUAAUGGAUAAAAUCACUGCUCUGGAUACAUUAAGUGACACCGUGAACAUCAGGGACUACAUAUCCGUACAAAACGAAGUGUUUGCCCUCCAGAAGAAAAUCGAAGAACGCAAUAUCGAGCUGAAGAAGGUGCGAACACAAUUCCUCAUGGACGUUCACCUCACCCGACACAACCGAGAGAAGGCACUGGCACUGGGGGAAAAGUUUGAAGUUCGGAAGUCCGUGCUGAAGAAUGCCAUCGAUAAGCAGCGCCUCCUGCGCAAACGACUCUACCUCGUGAAACUGGAGCGCAUCAAGAUGCGCCAGCAGUCCAGGGAGCUGACCUUCCAGGGCGGCAUCCUGGCAAUGCCAUCGCUGAUGUACGACUUCGACAAAACUGUGGAGCGACUGAAGGAGAAACAGGAGACUGUGGCCAAGCUCAGGGAGACCAUGAAGGCACUCCAACGUCACGUCGACCAAGUAGAAGGCAGAAGUCUGUAGAAAGCAUUCACAUCCGACGACUCCAAUAAACAGUGCGAAUAAUAGCAUA